Kockovaella imperatae is the source of this 2790-nucleotide messenger RNA. RefSeq lists its product as hypothetical. The transcript is spliced from 13 exons. The record is from RefSeq and is a predicted model, not a curated record. NCBI's taxonomy places the organism in Eukaryota, Fungi, Basidiomycota, Tremellomycetes, Tremellales, Cuniculitremaceae. Gene Ontology annotation, molecular function: RNA binding. The coding region runs from base 209 to 2440 and encodes 743 amino acids.
CCUAACUAGUCUUCGCCUCUCGAUCUCGUCUAUAUAGCUUUGAUCCUGCCCUCUCUCUGGCAGAUUGCUACAGUCACCAGGUUCUCUCCCAGAGCAAGCAUCCACUCUGAACCAGUCUCUCGGCCUAAACCGCACGCACUGCAUAGAUACCCUCUUCGCUGCAUACCCAAUCCGCAACCCGCCUCCACCGAGUGUGUUCUGCUUCAACAUGGUUGCUGUCGCCUCCAACGGGCUCUUGUCUCCCGCUCAGACCGAAAAGACUCCAUCAGUAUCAUCUCCGCCUCGUAUCGUUCUAGCUGGAAAGACUGGCAGGAUCCUCUGCGUCUCAGAUAUCCGAGGAGACUACCACGAGCUCAACAAGCUCAUUCGCGAACAUGAUGCAACUGCAGUCAUUCACACGGGUGACUUUGGAUUCAUGAAUGCAGAGAGUUUGGAUCGAAUGCAAGACAAAAUUUUACGACACCUCUUGCAAUACUCCCCUUUGAUCCCCAACAUGACCCGAUCUCAGCUCCUCGCCAUACCCGAAAGCGCAGGCAGAGCAGCACUCAUCAAUGCUCUCAACAACUCGUCCAAUCAUUUCCUCCUCUCGUACUUUCCACUCCUGUUAACGGGAGCCAUCACAUUCCCUGUACCCGUCUUCACCGUCUGGGGUCUCUUGGAGGAUGUGAGGAUAUUGGAGAAGUUCAGGACGGGAGAGUAUGAGGUCCACAAUCUCAAUAUUAUCGAUGAGGCUACUACGAGCUUGUUGGACAUUGGUGGACUCAAGCUGAGGCUCUUUGGUCUGGGCGGAGCUUUGAUUCAGCACAAGUUGUUCAACCAUGGGGAGGGCUACUCUACGAUUGCCGGCGGUGAGGGGACUAUGUGGACCACAGCGCUACAGAUAGGCGAAUUGGUGGAUACGGCACAGAGGGUCUUUGAUCCGAGCGAGACUCGAAUCCUGAUCGCCUCUGCUCCGGUGACUCGGAACGGUCUCCUGACGCUCAUUGCGAACACGCUGAGAGUGGACAUCACCAUAUCAGGCGGUCUUCAUUUCCGCUAUCCCGUUUCUUUAAAUCAGUACUCCAUUCACACCGAUCACGAAGAGUACAAACGACGUCUGGCAUCUGCACGUGAUAGUUUCCAGGCAGUCUACAACCAGGUCAAAGGGAGCAUAGAGGCCAGCAUGAAUGGAACGCAGCAAGAUCUCUUGAAAAAGGCCCUCAUGGCGACUUCGCGUAUCGUCGACGAUUAUAACAAGGAUGAAUCGUGGACGAAUACUUGGCAUUGGGUCUUAUGCGACGCCUCGUGCGGCCACAUGAUUCUCUCGGUGGAUCAAGGACGAGUCACUGCUGAGACGCGAAGCACUGGCCUAAACUUCAGCCAUCGAACGAACAACGACACGGCACCACGCUCUGGCCCCAUUGCUCCUGCAGCGCCAGCUCCCAUCGCUCCACGAGCAACGACAGCGGCCGAGGCCCCUCUUUCGAAGCCUAUGCCACCUACUGGCGCAAUGGCUCGUCCUCCCGCCCCGGCAGCCUCGAGCGUCAUGCCACCGAAACCAGUCUCUACUCCUGCCGCUCCCAUGAGCAAUAUCAGGGGGAUUGCCACCAGGCCCCCUGCUGCUGCUCCUAUCAGACCCCCCACUGGUCCAUCAACUGUCCCGUCCUCUAUUCCUCCCAAGCCAGUCCAACCUCGUCCUAGGCCCAGCACUGCCAACGUGCCUCCUGCCCAGUCAACCGAGGCUAAGCCGACCACGCCGUCUCGACCUACUCCCACUGCGGCCAAAGCUCCGGCCCAGAGCAAUGGCAAACCUUCGUCGCCUGCACCAAAGGGACGAAAUGCCCCCGAAAAGAGGACUGAUACGCCUCCAAAUGGCUCAAAACCGGAGAAGCAGGAAAGGAACCGGUCAACCAAGGCUGAGAGGUCCGAGUCCAAGCCUGCGACCCCCGUGACGGAAACCGAGAAGAAGACCUCAGAUGAGGAUACCAAAGGGGAAAAGAAACCUCGGAUUGAGGACGCCUCCACUCCAGCUACCAAGAAGUCACUGUACCUCAAGGGCUUGCCUACGCCGGUCACGGAGGAGGAAAUCAAGGCCUUGUUCCCUAACUCAGCCGCCAAGAUCGUCUCCGUCAAAUUGCUUCAUGAUCAGUACAAUAACAACAAGCAAAAGGACUUUGGUUAUGUCGACUUCGCCAAUGAGGAUGAUUGCCAAGAAGCGCUCAAAUCGCACACUGAUACAAUUCGAGACAAGACCAUUUCAAUUUCCAUCUCAAACCCCCCGCCCCGAGCUCCCUCCCUCGCUCGCGGUGGGCGAGGUGGUGGUGUCCGUGGCGGCAGAGGUGGCUUUCGCGGAUCUCUCAUGACUGGUCCAGGCAAGAAAGAAGGUGACAGUGCAGGCGCUGCCACCAGCGAUCGCAAGAAGGAGAUUGCUACAGGUGGUGGCGGGGAGAAGAAGGAUUAGGGGGAGUAUAGAAGGGUAGAUGCGUAGAGAAGGGAGGGAACUCGACGACACUGUACUACCAAACCAUCCUCAAUUUUUCUUUUCGCUGUCCCAAUUCUUCUACUCCAUUUCAAACCCAAGGUCCGUCCUUUCGAGUGAUACCUUACUUGUUCUUUCGACUUGACUCGCAAGAGUCUUUAUCUUUCAUUUCGUUUUGGCAUUCGUUCAAACUUCAUGACCAAAAAGGCGCUAAGAUCGGCGCGCGAGGAUGACAGCGAGCAGAGAGGAGGUCACGCGAAAGGUGAGACCUGGAGUUGAAGAGGAAAGCGAGAUAGCAUAAUAUUGCAUGUAUAUACAACGUCAUGAGUCGG